This is a messenger RNA of Staurois parvus, 313 nucleotides long. The record is from the annotation of a GenBank genome assembly. NCBI's taxonomy places the organism in Eukaryota, Metazoa, Chordata, Amphibia, Anura, Ranidae.
AUGUAUGUGAAAUGGUUUGAUACAGUAAUGUUUUAUGUGAUUUUGUGAUUUUAGUGAAUGUCACUUUUUGUCAUUUUGAAAUUUCCCGCCGUUCCGUCCUACCUACGUCCCGACGCUCGCAGGGGACGGAACCCAGAUGACAGAUGCCGGCAUCCGCCGAAUUACAUUGCCGGGGACACUGUAGGAGGGACAUCGCGGGAGCAUAGGACAAGGUAAGUGAUCGAGGGAUCACAGAGCAGAGCCGCAUGGUAAGCCCGAGUGUAGCUCGGGGUUACCGUUUUUGCUACACUCGGGAAUACCGCCAGGGAGGUUA